CAGUUCAAACCUUCAAACAAAAUGUUUAGGUGAUGGUGAGGUUAAUGGUCGAUACAAAAUAGUUUAGAUAAAUAUUUGGGUAGGGAUUUCCAUCCAAAUAUGAAUAGGUCAACAAUAAAUCAUCAAAACGCAUUCUUAAAAUAGUGCUAUGCUCAUUCUUCUUACGAUUAUGUUUAACUGAUGCAAAGUCUAUUGUAAUGAAGUUUCUUUGUCAUGAGAAUAGUUUCGUUAUAACACUAUCGAUCGAUUACGAAAGAGCUUUUAAGUUUAACUGUGUUAAAAAUAUUUGUGGCUUAUAAUCAUUUAAGGGAAUCAUUUAUUAAAUAAGUAUAGAUGUGUUGAGUGGACUGUAUAUAAAAUUAAUGAGUGUGCGUGAAUGUGAAGUUGCUAACGUGUUAAUAAAAUAUGUGUUUACGUUCGCUUUUUGUUGUAUUCUUGCGUUCAAUUUACUUAAAAGAGUCAUAAAGCUAGCUAGUGCCGUCGCGCGUAAUAUGAGAUACGUAGUGUGAGCCUGAGGCAUAUCGCAAUUUGUUCCUGAUAUCACGUCCAUGUAUUGUUGCUCCUUCCUUUCACGGCUGGGCGUCGGGAUGGCGAGCAUGAGCUCCACGCUCGUCGAAACCGUCUCCAUCAACUACGAGGACUUUAACGAGAGCUUCCUCACAUGCGGCACCUGUUUAUGCACUUAUGACGGAGGCGAGCACACACCGAAGCUCCUACCGUGCUCACACACAGUUUGCCUCCACUGCCUCACACGAAUAGCUGCUUCACAGACCAGAGACGCAGGCAGUUUCCGAUGUCCCAUAUGUCGCGAGCUGAUUACAAUACCACGGGGCGGGGUGGCCGCACUUCCGCCCUCGUUCCUCGUCAACCAGCUCCUCGACUUGAUGGCCCGCCAACGUCGGGAAGUAAUACCACAGUGUAGUUCGCAUCCAGGCAGAGAGUUGCUUUUCUGCGAGACCUGUGAUUGCGUGUUCUGUCGACACUGCGCGGACGGGCCACACAGCGACACCCCCUGUGACCAUACAGUUGUGCCAUUCUCCAUAGCGUUGAAAAGAAUGUCUGAAAUACUGCUCUAUAGGGCGAACGAAUGUCUCAGUAAACUCGGUUCCGCCAGAGAUGCAGUGGCCAGUGAACUGCGACGGCUCGAGGCGGCCGCGACUGCAGCGGACGAGGCAAUAGACCGACACUUCGCGGAACUGAAGGCUGCUAUCGACAAACGUCACAGUGAACUCAAAUCAGCCGCCGCUGCUGCAGCGACACAUAAACGAAAGUUGCUUGAAGAACAACUCAAAUUAAUUGAUGCAGAAAAAGCUAAGGUGGAAGCAGAAUGUUCAGGUCUCCAGCAGCAGGUAGAAGUGCGUGAAGUCAGCAGUCGUGCAGCGGCACUGGGUGCUAGGUUAGGAGACGCGGCGGCACUCGCUGAACCACGGGAGAACGCAUUCCUCGCCGUAGACUUCGCACACAAUGACGCUCAGCAAAGAUUCUCUGAAGCUCUGGCAGAGUUAGGCAGGGUCCGCACCAGUACCACCUUCCCAGGACUCUGUACACUACAAUUAGAAUCAGCGUGUGUAUGUGGUUUAGAGGUGGUAGUGGUACUACGUACAGUGGACUACCACGGCGAGGCGCGCUGUACUGGUGGAGACCCUGUCAGCGCUGCCGCGACCAUCGACGACGCACCCCUACCCUGCACUGUUACCGAUCUCGAUACUGGAUUGUAUAGAAUCACAAUGCGUCCCUGGACGGCCGGUGCACUAUGUGUACGCGUGCUAGUAUUUGCGCGCGGAGUACGAGACUCCCCGCUCCGUGCACAAGUGUCCCCCACCGCGGCCCCCCUACUUGUAUGGGGGUCCAGGGGAACUGGGAAGGAACAGCUCAGCCAACCUGUCGCUUUAGCUAGAUGUCCAAAACGGCGUGAGAUAUACGUGCUGGACGCGGGUAACUCUAGGGUCAAGGUGCUGGACGACGAGACGUUCGCUUUCAAAACGCAUAUUGUUAAUGAAGGGUUAGCAGGUCGGAGUUGUACAGGGAUAGCGGUAACUGCUGAGGGCAUAGUGGCUGUCAACUGGCGGACGCGAACUCUUACUGAGGUGAGUGGUGAAGGGACGACGAUCCGUACGAUCAGGUCGGACAGACUGCAGGAGCCGGUGUGUGUGGCCGCGGACCUGGCGUCGCGCCGCCUCGCCGUCGCGGACAACGGGGCGCGCGCUGUCUUCCUCUUUGAUAGCCAUGGAAAUAUUGAGAGAGAGGUAGGCAAUGGAGAGUUGGGUCUAGUUGGCGGGCUCGCGUUGUCUGAAGACUUGCUGAUUAUAGCGGAUGUCGCCAUCAGGGUGUACGAUAUUGAAGGGAAUCUCAAGAAUGUGUUCGCACCGGUGCCAAAAGGUCGUGGUGGAUACGGUGGUAUAGCACUAGCGCCACCUAGUGAGGGAGGGACGCGACACGUAGUAUGCGCGCGCGCAGUGCGGGGCCGGCCUGCAUUAUUAGUACUGGAACCAGGCGCUGGGAAGGUGCUGGCUCUGUCAGAGUUGUCCGAUAAAAAGCCGCGCCGCGUGGCCGGACUUACGUUGUUGCCUAAUCGACGGGUGCUACUCGCCGACCUAGCUGCCGACUGCUUGAGGUUGCAUACUUACUGGUGAAACCUAGGCGAAGCCUUGUGGGUGACGCGUAUAGAGACGGGAGCGAAGCAGGCGCUGGAGCGCGACGUAAUCGAAUUUCAUGCUAGUCCAAUAUUAUAACGGAGAAUCGAACUGACGGCCAUACACACGGACUGCGAGGGGAGAUACUUGCACCAAAGUCUUUAGUCGGCCCGCGACGGCCACUGCGUUAUCAAUAACUAUAUUUUAGUACUUACAGUAUUUAUUUCGUAUUAAGUUAAUUAUUUUCUAAAAACGUUUACUUUGUCGAUUCUAGUUCGACGCUUAUACGGAAUUUGACAAUAUUAUGACUGAUUUUGAUUUUUAUGUGUAAUAUUUUCUCGUUUUACUUACUUUUCGCUGGACUGCGAACGUCAAAUCGUGACUUUUUUAUGAUAAUUAUAUUAUUAUUAUUGAUUAAUAAUAUAUUUGCACUAUGCGCUGUAAGUGUAACUUGGUUGAUCCACCGUGCAAUCGGCAAUGUUUUUGAAUUAGUCUUUAAAUUCUUGUCAGUGAAGUAAUCACUUUAUUUAUUUGUAUGCAUCAAACUUGUUGGCGAUUCUAAACUUCGCUUUAACUAGUCGUAAGACGAACGCAUUUAUUUUUAACUAACAUUAGUUCGUGUUCUGUCUCUUGAGAAAAAGGAAAGAUCUUUAUGAUCACAUAAUAAAUGAAUACAGACAAUAUUUAUGAUAUAAUAAUAAUAUCUAUUUAGGGGUAUACCUGCCUAUUCUAAUUGUAUGAAAUAGUGAAAAAAAAAAAAUUCAAAAUUGAUCAGUUUUCGCGGUACAUAUCCAGUAGCCUUGUUUGGUAUGCUUAGUGAUAGUGCGUUGUUAUUAGUUGGACAGUGUCGGUUUGUUUGUUUGUCCAAACAAUAUCGACUGUCCUUUAGCCUACACUCUAAGUCUGCGACCAGAUAUUUACUAAACGACUGAAUGUUUAACAAUUUACUUAUAUGCAAAAAGUGUAUGUUGACUGCACACAUCUGAAGCCUUACGGGUUUGUUUUAUGUUUAAAGUAAUCGUAACGAGUACGCAUUCGGCACUCUGAUUGGCCGGCACCAAUGAACAUAGCUGGGCACCGUUAAUCAAAUAGUUAAGUUCGUUAAUCGUUAAUCCGCUACAAAAAAAAGUUAGCUUCGUUAAAGCGUUACAUUUCGGAAGAAUUGACGCAAGUUAACGUUAAUCCGUUAAUAUGAGUUAAAUUACAUUUUUAUUUCGUUGCGUUUGUGAACUUAAAAGACUAAAAAAAAUUCUUCGCAGAUUUCUUACUCGCACGCACCGGCCAGAUAUAUCUAGUUUUGUUUAUGUUUCAAGCGCUGCCAGGCGCCGCCCGGCACUUGUCAUUUCAUACUUGUCUUUACCUGUUUUUCGCGCCGCGCCGCGAUGCCGUGCGCUAAAUAGUAAGCAUUGGAUUAACGAUUAACAGACUUCUGCAUUUUAACGGAAGUUAACGUAAAAGUUAACUUAAAAGUUAAUCCGUUAAUCAAAAUGUUAACUUCGUUAAUUAACGAUUAACGGAUUAACGAGUUAAUGCCCAGCUAUGCCAAUGAAGCAACCAAUCAGAGCACCGAAUGCGUACUCGUUACGAUUACUUUAAACGUUUUCAAACUCGUACUAAGGCCUCUGUCAACCCAAACGUCGACGAUAUCUGGCCGCUUCACCCAGUUAAAUACCAUAGUAUGCGCUAUAUAUAAAGUUAAUAUGAAAUAGCUACAUAUGUGAUCAUUUACAAAUAAGAAUCUUAUUGUUAAAAACUUCGCAUUAUUAUAAUAUUAUAACUGUUUUACUAUAAAAAUAAUUAUAAAUGUCACACAUGCCCAAUGAUACUUAGCAGUAGUGAAAAUAACGAUAUUUUACUUAAUUAUUUUUCUAGUAAAACGGCUCAGUUUAAAAUUACAAAUCAUAUCUGCCUAUUAAAGAUAAGUUAGUUGUUUUCUCUUCUAAAUUCUUGAGGUGUCGAUGCCAUAUUUUGAUUAUUAAUUAAUAUACUUGCACUAUUUAAAAGUUGACGUGUGCUAUUUACAAAAUUAUUUGCGAACAAAAUAAAUAGCAUUGGUCCUUAUUCCCUUAAACGUUACGUUUUUAUUGUGGAAGUUCAAUAAUUAUUGAUUGCUCAAUCAAAUAUGAAUGUAUGAGUAAUAACAUCAUAUCAUGCGAUCAAAGCAAAUUCUCCCAUAAAACUACAAAUCAAUCAGUAAGAGAGACCGGCGUUGGCUGUUUCACGAGUCAGUUGUUAUAGAGGUCAUAAUAGACAAAUUAUAGAACGAAAUAUGAACAUUAAUCAGUGUAAAAAAACAAUCAAUCUCCUUUUUUUUGAAGUCGGUAAAAAUUAUCGACCGUCAGGAGAGGAGUGAGUACAAAAAUAUCGGUUACUCACGUUAACUGAGACAAGCUCUACUAGUUUCGAGUUACAACGGGACUCUUAUUCGUGAUGUUCGAAUGUUUCGACAAUUUAACCGAUUGAUACAAAUUACUGACUACUAACUACAGACAUUUAAUGAUUAGGUACCUAAACUGUUCAUAAUUACAAUUUUAUUCCGAAAAAAUUUUCAAGUCCUGGGUUAAAUGACAGACCACGGCGGUAAAAUAACCAACCUCGGUCUCCUCUACUACAAAAUUCAAUAUAUCCAGUUUAAACUAGUUUUAAGUAAAACUCUCUUUGCUAUAGUUUAGUAACGUUGACUGUUUAUUAUUGAAGCUAUCGUUAUUUCCUAACAAAUAAUUAAAAUCUAAAAAUAUAUCUCAUUUAGUUGCGUCUUUAUUAUGUACAGUAUAGCUUACGAUAUUCAGAGUUUAAAUGAGUGAACAUAAACUUAAUCAGAAUGAAUGGAAACUGUUGAUUUCAAAUUAAAAUUUCCCAAUAGGGAAUAUGUACGUGUUUUAAAUUCUUUAAGUAUUACUAUUGGGUGAUACUCUGUUAAUAUAUUGAUUAUUGUAAUAAAACCUUCAUUUCGCACCAAGGUUCCUAAUGGUACACACGGCUACACAUCGAGCUUUACAUAACCAGUAUAAACAGAACGUUAAAUGUGCGGAAAGAUGAUGCGA
This is a messenger RNA of Spodoptera litura, 5677 nucleotides long. RefSeq names its product tripartite motif-containing protein 3. The record is from RefSeq and is a predicted model, not a curated record. Gene Ontology annotation, molecular function: zinc ion binding; protein binding; ubiquitin protein ligase activity. Gene Ontology annotation, cellular component: nucleoplasm. NCBI's taxonomy places the organism in Eukaryota, Metazoa, Arthropoda, Insecta, Lepidoptera, Noctuidae.